This is a messenger RNA of Thalassophryne amazonica, 6068 nucleotides long. It is a transcript of the gene neurl4, whose product is annotated as neuralized E3 ubiquitin protein ligase 4. The transcript has 29 exons. The coding region runs from base 22 to 4818 and encodes 1598 amino acids. Gene Ontology annotation, molecular function: ubiquitin protein ligase activity. NCBI's taxonomy places the organism in Eukaryota, Metazoa, Chordata, Actinopteri, Batrachoidiformes, Batrachoididae. The record is from RefSeq and is a predicted model, not a curated record.
AAGUCUGGCCGCCCACUGAAGAUGGCGGCGGAGCUGCAUCCGCGGAGCGGAAAGCUGAUCGGCCUGUCCAACUCGAACCAAACCGCCCGGCGGAACCAGCCGGUCCAGGAGUUUAAUCACGGCUUGGUGCUCAGCAAGGAGCCGCUGAGGGAUAGAGAUGUCUUCACUGUCCGUAUCGACAAGAAGGUGAACUCCUGGAGCGGUUCCAUUGAAAUUGGCGUGACGGCACUUGACCCUGCCGCACUGGAGUUUCCCAGCAGUGCCACAGGCCUUAAGGGCGGCUCCUGGAUAGUGUCGGGCUGCUCAGUGUUACGUGACGGCCGUUCGGUCCUGGAGGAGUAUGGUCGUGACCUUGACCAGCUGGCUGAAGGCGACCGUGUGGGCAUCCAGCGCAGCGCCCAUGGGGAGCUGCACCUAUGGGUUAAUGGGCAGGACUGUGGCGCUGCUGCUAGUGGCUUGCCACCUAAACUCUGGGCAGUGGUGGACCUAUAUGGCAAGUGCACUCAAGUGACUGUGGUCAGCUGUGAGCCGCCACCACCAUCUGCUGAGAAAGAGACAAUAGACCGGGACGAGGAGGAAGAGGAUGAGGAGGAAGAGGUGGUGGUGUGUGGGAGUCGGGAGGACACGGGGAUUGCGGCACUGAUGAAUGUGGCAACAAUGAAUGGAAUGAUAAAUGGAGAUGAAGUGCCUGAGCUCAACUGCAGUCACAGCAGACCAGACAAGUUCCCAAAUAACCUGGACCCUGACACGGUUCUAACAGAGCAUCAGCUCUUUGACGUGUUCAACAAUGCCAUUGUAUCUUUUUAUCGCUGUGAGGAUGAGGGCGGAGGGCCAGAUGGUGGUGGUGGAGGAGGAGGCGGGGGGAGUUCAGGAACGGACUCCUCAUCUAGAAAUGAUAGAGGGAGUAGCAGCGGAGCAGAUCCAGUCAACAGCAACAGCGGAACAGGCACAACAGCAUCUGGAGGAGGAGGACGAGGCGCUGGUGGAGGAAGUGAUGGAGGGAGCGCUAACAACAGCCCUGCUAGUAAUGGAGGGGCAGGGCCCGGGGCAGUGACAGGGGGCAUAACCACCAAUGAUGCACUGCUGUUCCACGAGAAGUGCGGCACGCUGAUCAAACUGAGCAACAACAACAAGACGGCAGAGCGGAGGAGGCCACUGGACGAGUUCAACAACGGCGUGGUCAUGACCAACCGGCCACUUCGACACAAUGAGAUGUUUGAGAUCCGCAUCGACAAGCUGGUGGACAAGUGGUCAGGGUCCAUAGAGAUUGGUGUGACAACCCACAAUCCUAACAACCUGGACUAUCCUGCAACUAUGACCAAUCUGCGAUCAGGUACAAUCAUGAUGAGUGGCUGUGGAAUACUGACCAACGGGAAAGGGACUCGCAGGGAAUACUGUGAAUUCAGCCUCGAUGAACUUCAGGAAGGAGAUCACAUAGGGUUGAUGCGCAAAGCCAGUGGAGCGCUCCAUUUUUACAUCAAUGGCAUUGACCAAGGUGUAGCAGCAGCCCAGACUCCCGGUGUGGUCUACGGUGUGGUUGACCUUUAUGGCAUGGCUGUCAAAGUCACCAUAGUCCACAAUCACAACCACAGUGACCGCCUGAGGCGUAACAACGCCAUAAUGAGAGCGCUGUCACCCGAUGUGGGUCGGCCACGACCCUCCCUCUCCCUCACUCCAGACGCCGAAGGGCCCGACCGCCUGCUGUUCCAUCCAAAUUGUGGGCAGAAAGCCGCCAUCAUCAGUGACGGGAGGACAGCGCUGCGUCCACAUGCAACCGACGACUUCAACCACGGCGUUGUUCUAAGUAGUCGGCCGUUACGCUCUAAUGAGGUGUUCCAGGUUCGCAUCGACAAAAUGGUGGAUAAGUGGGCGGGAUCAAUUGAAAUUGGAGUCACAACGCACAACCCCGCCUACCUGCAGCUACCUUCCACCAUGACCAAUUUACGCUCAGGGACAUGGAUGAUGACAGGGAAUGGAGUGAUGCAUAACGGAACCACAAUACUGGAUGAGUAUGGACACAACCUGGAUCGUCUGAAAAAGGCCGGUGACACUGUCGGUGUUGUGCGGAAAGAAGAUGGCAGCCUCCACUUCUUUGUAAACGGUGUGGCUCAGGGCCCAGCCGCCUGGAACGUCCCUCCCAGUGUGUACGCUGUGGUCGACCUUUACGGCCAGGCUGCUCAGGCCACUAUUAUGGAUGACAUGGUGGAUCUCCCCCCUCUCCCUGAGGACAGUUCAGACGGUCCCAUGGCCAUGUCUCCUGGGAGCCCCUGCUCCAUCGCCGGUGCCAGCACGACCAGCGACCUGCGUUUCCACCAGCUGCACGGCACUAAUGCUGUCAUCACCAACGGGGGGCGCACCGCCCUGCGUCAGAACUGCCGCAGCGAGUUUAACGAUGCUAUUGUCAUUUCCAACAGGUGCCUUCGAGAUGGAGAGCUGUUUGAAAUAGUGAUUCAGAAGAUGGUGGACCGCUGGUCGGGCUCAAUAGAAGCAGGUGUGACAGCCAUCAGGCCAGAGGAGCUGGAGUUUCCCAACACCAUGACUGAUAUUGACUACGACACCUGGAUGCUCAGCGGAACAGCCAUCAUGCAAGAUGGUAACACCAUGCGCAACAAUUACGGCUGCGACCUGGACUCGCUGACUAGUGGCUCGCGGAUUGGCAUGAUGCGAUCAGCUAGUGGUGACCUCCACUAUUACAUCAACGGCGUGGACCAAGGGGUUGCCUGCUCCGGUCUGCCACCAGAGGUGUACGCAGUGAUCGACCUGUACGGUCAGUGUGUUCAGGUGUCCAUCACCAGCUCCUCAGGCCCACUGGACAACAGCCUCUGUACCAGCAACGUCACUGAGAAGAGUUUCCCCAUCCACUCACCAGUAGCGGGCGUCGCCCAUCGGCUCCACAGUAAACACGGUAAGAACGUGGUGCUGCUCGGCGACAGCUGCCAGGCCGUGAGAGUCGGCGGUUAUGCUCAUGGCAUUGUGUUCAGUGCAAAGGAACUAAAAGCAGACGAGCUUUUUGAGGUGAGGAUCGAUAAGGUGGACGACCACUGGUGCGGCUCGCUCCACAUUGGCCUGACCACGCUUGCACCUCCAGAGUUGCAGUCCUGUCCGCUGUCGGGCCUCUCGCCAACCCUGCCGCAGCUUCGCACCAAGGUCACCUGGUUGCUCUCUGGCUCCGAAGUCCGUCGCAAUGGCGUGCUGCAGCGCCAAAACUAUGGCUGCUCACUGAACCGGCUGACUGUCGGGAACCGUGUUGGUGUAAAACGGUGCAUUGACGACACCAUGCACAUCUUCAUAGACGGAGAAGACAUGGGACCUGCUGCUACUGCCGUGUCAAAGAAUGUUUAUGCAGUGUUGGACCUGUACGGCCGAAUAACGGGCCUAUCCAUUGUCAGCUCCUCGCUGAUGGAGGACACGGAGAGCGUCAAGGCGCCGUCUCUCUCUUCAGAAAGCUGCAGUGAGGGAGAGGAGGACGGCACACCUGUCAGAGAGGUGGAGAGCGAGCCAUGUGUACUGGUGCCAUCCAUCAUGGCAUUUCUGGAAAACCACGGCAAGAACAUCCAGCUGUCCAACCAGAACCUGACAGCAGCCAGAGUGUCCAGCUACAACCAGGGCCUGCUGGUCACCGCACAGCCGCUGGCACGCCAGCAGCUCUUCCAGUUUCAGAUCGACCGUCUGAACCCAUCAUGGACAUCGUCACUGUCACUAGGAGUGAUAGGCCACUCCCCCGACCGGCUCAACUUCCCCUCCACAGCGUGCUGUCUAAAGCGCUCCACCUGGCUGCUGCAAAGGGAUUCUGUUUUCCACAACUCACUAAAGAUAUGUGAGAACUACGGUCCAAACCUGGACACUUGUCCGGAGGGGACGGUGUUGGGUGUGAUGGUGGAUGCGAACAGCUGCCUUCACCUCUACGUCAACGGCAUGGAUCAGGGAGUGGCAGCACAGGACAUUCCAUCACCUUGCUACCCCUUCAUCGAUCUCUAUGGCCAGUGCGAACAGGUUACUAUAGUAACAAACAACGUGCCAGCUGUGGGUGGAGAGAGCGGUGAGACCCGGUGUCAAGGUGACAUGGAGAAAGCAGACAUGGUUGAUGGGAUCAAGGAGAGCGUGUGCUGGACACCCCCUCCCGAGGUCAACCCCAACAAGACCUGCGAGUACCAGGCACUAUGUUCCCGCUUCAUGGAGCUGCUCACGUUACCAGAUGGUUACUUCAACGAAGACGUUAAGUACAACCUGUGCUACUGCGAGUCCUGCCACAAGCUGAGAGGUGACGAGGCUUAUUACAAAAGAGGAGAGCCGCCCCGAGACUACGCCCUGCCCUUCGGAUGGUGCCGCUUUGCCCUCAGGAUCAAGCCCCACUGUGAGGUUUCUAAUGCACUGAAAAAGUGGCACAUUGCUUACCACGGCACCAGCGUCGGAGCUCUGCGACGCGCUCUGGACCACAGCCAGCUGCUGCCCGGGACAUCGUCCAUCUUCUCCGUCUCACCGGUGAAGGCAGAGGGGCCUAAUGGAUACAGUGAGCCAGAAGAGAACUGCGCCCCUGGCAGGGAGGUACCCAGAGUGCGGCUUUCCCCCACGAUGCGCUACUCCGGCUUGGAGAUCUUUGCCCCUAAAGUGCAAUUUCGGGACCCUCGUUCCCAUCGCUCCCACCAGGCCCAAGUGGGAUUCCAGGUGUGCGUGCGCCCUGGUUCCUACAAGGUCGGACCUCAGACACUCGGCCCCAAUGAGCCUCUGGAUCCACGAUUCAGCAACUCUGAGAUCGAGUGGAUCACAAAAGAGCAGGGCGGCACGCUCCUCUACGGGCUGCUCAUCCGGGUGGAGUGAAAGGACAUGUAGGGGAGGAGUCAGAGCAAAAAAGUCCCAGGUACACUUCCCUGUGGCACACCGUAUUCUUAUAAAAAAAAAAACUGAUCGCAAAAUCCAACCCCUGCCUUGAGUAAGAGACUAUGAUGGAAUUAACUUCUGCUGUGGAUUGCUGAAACUUCAGCAUUACUGAUUUUUGUUUACUUUAUUUACUCUUGGACACCGGGGGCUAGUGGUUUAAAAGAAGAACAGACACUGCCUGCACUUUAUGUUACGGACACUCGUGGGCGAUUUUUAAAUCCUUAUCAACACAACACUUUGGUUUAUCCACUACAGUUUUAUUUAGCCCCCCCAUCCUCCACGAACUGCCUUUCUCUCCCUGGCACUUAUUUUAUCUCAGAUCAUCUAUGCUGGUUAUGAGACAUUUAAAUAGUUCUCUGAGCUGUCCCCUGCCAAACUGCACAUUAACAGGCUGCUGCUUAAAAGACUCAAAUGUGAGCAGAAAAAAGUUCAGUCACGAUUGUGACUUUGGGAAAUGUUUACACACGUACCUACUGCUUGUUGCUAUCUUUGUGUCCCAGCUGUCUCGCCAUCACCGUUCUACGUCUGAAUUAUCGCGGACUAAAACCGUGGAGAAAACUGGAAAAGACUUUUGACAGAUGAUGUCUCACUCCUUACAGUCAACAAAAACUUAACAUAUGUUACAGUCUGGCAAAAUGUAUAAAAAUACUGCUCGACUUAAGAGAUAAAUUAGAAUCAGUAAGCUCGUGUUUUUCACAUCACUCCCUCCCAUUGUUUACAGUUUACCAACCUCAGCUCUAAUGCAGCCGUUACAUCUCGUUUACCGCCGCAUCGGCAGUCUCAUCAGAGGUCCUACACCGGCGUUUACGUGUGAAUGUUAAUGAACCGGGCGCUGCUCUUUCAUCCAACUCGUCACUGAUUUAUUUCCACCUCAUGAAUGUACGUGAACAGCUCUCUGCACCAUUUCCUGUUCAUUUAUUGGCACAUUCGAUAAAACACAGCGAUUUUAAAGGCACAGUGUUGUUUUGUUUUUGGACUCCUGAGUUUUGAUCACAUAGCAGCUGUGAUUCUGAGUAGAUGGAUUUGGCAACGUAAGCUUCCAAACAAAAUGUGAAACUUAUUAUUUUGGGUGACUUUGUGGCCCAGUGCUGCUUUGUACAAUUAUGUUUUCUGUAUUUUUUGUUGUACAGGCUGUUACAUACAGUAAUAAAUCAUAUCUUUUUGAUUUAUAUAAAAAAUAAAUAAAUAAA